This is a messenger RNA of Neurospora tetrasperma FGSC 2508, 1507 nucleotides long. RefSeq lists its product as uncharacterized. Bases 394 to 1101 code for a protein of 235 amino acids. The transcript is spliced from 3 exons. Gene Ontology annotation, molecular function: protein binding. Lineage: Eukaryota; Fungi; Ascomycota; Sordariomycetes; Sordariales; Sordariaceae. The record is from RefSeq and is a predicted model, not a curated record.
CUCCACAGGAAGUGACGACCACAAUCUCACCUUGUCAGCGAAUGUUCUUUCAGCCUUGCAUUCGCAAAUAACCUACGGUACCUAAGCAGGCCCGGUUUGCGAAUCCUCGAUCAGUUGCGGAUGGAAACUUAAACUGUCCUGUCCUUCGUUCCACUACCAGCUCCUCCAUCACUUAGUAGAAACCCUCUCACCUUGCAACAUCAUUCCACAGGCCUCCUUGACCCCUCCACAAGGUUUAUCUUAUCAGUACUCCGUUGUUAUACUUCAGUUGUUUCGCUGAACACCACUUCCUACGAUCUUAUUUGCGUCCAACAGCAAACCAUAUACUGUACCCACUCCCAUUUGGGCGCAAUACAUAUUCCUUCCUCUGCACCAACACCCCAUCACUUGACCAUGGCGACUACUCGUGAGCGCCGCGUUGCGAAGGAAUUGCAGGAUAUAUGGAAUGACCGCGAGACCUCGGGCGUCAUGGCCGAACCUCUCGACUCGAGCAAUCUGUCGCACCUCAAGGGCUCCUUCAGCGGCCCCCCGGACUCGCCCUAUGCCGGGGGUACAUACGAGGUCGACAUUCAGAUUCCGGACAAGUACCCGUUUAAGCCGCCCUCGAUGUAUCUUAUUACCAAGAUCUGGCACCCCAACGUCAGCAGCGUCACUGGCGCCAUCUGUCUCGACAUUCUUGGAACAGCAUGGUCCCCGGUCGGUACGAUCAAGACAGCGCUGCUUGCCGUACGAAUGCUUCUUGAAUCGCCAAACCCGAAGGAUCCCCAGGACGCCCAGGUGGCCAAGAUGUUGAUGGAAAACCCCAAGCUGUUCGCCCGAACGGCACACGACUGGGCCGUCAAGUAUGCCGGCGCGCCCAGGGUGGACUCGAUUCCUCUCAAGUAUGACGAGACCGCAAAGGAAGGUUCAAGGAACGAUGCUAGCAGAUAUGCUGGAUAUAACAAGGACCUGGUGGAUCGUUUUGUCAACAUGGGAUUCGACGUAGAAAAGGUGGUCGAUGCUUUUAUCUUUGUGGGUAUUGACCGGAACGGAGGCGCCGAUUACGAACUCGAGGAAGCAUACAUGGGCGAUAUCACCGCGCGCCUCCUCGGCGAGCAGUAACAUUCAGAGAGUGAGGGCGGGCAAUGAGAGCAACAAACACGGCUAUGUAUGGUGAUGAGGAGGUGGUAUGAUUUUACCAAUCAGCAUUAUGGAAACCAGAAUGGUCUGGACUUUAAAAGCGGACAGGUAAAGCGAAGGAUGGGAACCGCAGUAGCUGAGGCCGACGUUCGACUGGAUUAAUCGGUGGUAGGUUGGCGCGGCUUCGUCUGUUAUUAGUCUAUACAUCAGCCGCAUUCGGAUAUGGAGUUUUACGGACGACAAGGGUGUCAAUGGAGCAAUGGAAUUUCUGGCUUCUUUCUACUACUGAUUCUUCACUUUACCGGUAUUCGGAGUUUCCGUCCUCCUUUACAUGGAAGCUAGCAAAGUGAUAGCGUAUCUAUACAAAGUGUAUGACGCAUUCAAGCUG